Galleria mellonella (greater wax moth) is the source of this 1128-nucleotide messenger RNA. It is a transcript of the gene Tsen34, whose product is annotated as tRNA-splicing endonuclease subunit Sen34. Gene Ontology annotation, molecular function: tRNA-intron lyase activity; nucleic acid binding. The coding region runs from base 259 to 1110 and encodes 283 amino acids. Gene Ontology annotation, biological process: tRNA splicing, via endonucleolytic cleavage and ligation; tRNA-type intron splice site recognition and cleavage. The record is from RefSeq and is a predicted model, not a curated record. NCBI's taxonomy places the organism in Eukaryota, Metazoa, Arthropoda, Insecta, Lepidoptera, Pyralidae. Gene Ontology annotation, cellular component: tRNA-intron endonuclease complex. The transcript is spliced from 7 exons.
UUAAUGAUUUAUUACACAGUAUCAAUGCUUGAUACUUAACUCUUUCCUAAUUUACUUCCUAUUUAUUUAGAAUAUUUUUUUGUCUGAGAAGAGAAAUGAGAGUAAAUUAUAAAGUAAUAUUAUUUCCAAAUUAAAUUGCUACCCACAAAAUAAUUAAGUUUUUAGCACAAACUACAUAGCAUUUACUUUAUAUUGUUUGAUUUUUAAAUGUUGUAAAUUUUACCUUCGUUAUUGACUUUAUAUAAAUUGUUUUCUAUAAUGACUAUUCCUUUAUAUGUGGAAAGUGGUGUGGCCUAUGUAUGGAAUUCUAAUGACUGGUACACACUUCGCACGGAAUAUCGAAUAUGUGGUGCACUAAUCGGAACAGUACCUGCAUAUCCACGGCAAAAUGAAUUUUCAGGACUGCCAAUGGCUUUGAUGUCUGAAGAAACAGCAUUAUUAGUGGAUAAAGGGAUUUGUGAAUUGUUUGAACUACCAACAAUUACUGAUAAACUGACCCAGCAGGAAGUUGAAGAAAUUAAAUCUGAGGAGCAGAGAGUGUUUCAAGAACAAAUGAAGGAAUUGAAGAAAAGAAAAGUGGAACAAAUGUCACAAAAAAUUGAUAUUAUAAUAGCAGGAAAAAGGCAGAAAUUAUUAUCAAAAGGAAUUACUGAUGCCAAUUUAGACAAGAAUUUAUUAUUACAAGAAGAAAUAAACAAAUUACAGCCCUUGCCUCCUGCACAACUUUUGGUACAUUUACCUACGGAACACUAUAUAGAUAUAGAAAAGAAGCAUGUUGGAGUAGAUAUUUUAAAACCUAGUAUACUAGAAAAUUUUGGUGCAACUAGAUAUGCAAUUUUCAAAGAUUUAUGGGAAAGAGGACAUCACAUUACUAGUGGGUCGAAAUUUAGCUCAGAUUUCCUUGUAUAUCCAGGAGAUCCUGUGAAGUUUCAUGCUAUGUAUAUGGUGAGAUGUUUGUGCGAUCAAACCACGUCGUUUUGCCCUUUAAGUCUCGUCGCCUAUGGAAGAUUAUCAGUGGCUGUAAAUAAGAUAGCUAUUUUAGCCUCUCGUAACAGUUAUGGUAAAGUAGAUUACCAAACGUUACAAUGGCAUGAUAGCAUACAUAGAUAAAAUAAAUAUUUAAUAUUA